Messenger RNA from Esox lucius (northern pike), 948 nucleotides. Its product is annotated as olfactory receptor 11A1-like. Gene Ontology annotation, biological process: G protein-coupled receptor signaling pathway. Gene Ontology annotation, cellular component: membrane. The transcript has a single exon. Gene Ontology annotation, molecular function: G protein-coupled receptor activity; olfactory receptor activity. The record is from RefSeq and is a predicted model, not a curated record. NCBI's taxonomy places the organism in Eukaryota, Metazoa, Chordata, Actinopteri, Esociformes, Esocidae. The coding region runs from base 1 to 948 and encodes 315 amino acids.
AUGAACUCAUCCCAAUUCAGUUCAUUUAUACUAACUGGAUAUAGCAACACUGGACAGUUGAAUUACUUGUAUUUCAUUAUAAUAACUAUGUUAUAUAUAUCUAUAUUGUUUUCCAACACAUUGUUUGUUGUGGUUAUUUGUUUGGAGAGAAAACUUCACAAACCCAUGUAUCUGUUUUUGUGUAGUUUGUUUGUAAAUGACUUGUUUGGAAGCAUUGCUUUGUUUCCUGCUCUCAUGACUAAUUUGAUUUCAGAUGACCAUUCAGUUUCUACUGUGCACUGUUUUCUACAGAUCUUUUGUAUAUAUUCAUAUGCAAAUAUUGAAUUUGUUAAUGUAGCCGUUAUGUCCUAUGACAGGUACUUAGCUAUAUGUUAUCCACUACAGUAUACCAUCCUUAUGACACCCAAGAAUGUGUGUGUUUUAGUCUUUCUCAUAUGGUUGUGUAUGUUUGUACAUAUGUUUAUAAAUGUGUCUUUAACUGUUCGUUUGGAAUUCUGUGGGAAUGUUAUAGACAAAUUGUUUUGUGAUAACUACCUUGUAGUGAAACUCGCCUGUUCAGCCUCUGAUGCAGCAGUUAAUAACAUCUAUGGCCUCUUAAGUUAUUAUUUUAUAGUUGCGGUCGUGUUUUUUACAAUUGUUUUCUGUUAUACUGCGAUUCUGACUAUUUGUCUGAAAUCUUCCAUUGCGACCAGAAAGAAAGCUUUGAGCACCUGUACUCCUCAUUUGGCCUCACUUCUCAACUUCUGUUUUGGUUGUUUCUUUACUGUGAUCCAGAGUAGAUUUGACAGGCCAAUGAAUAAUGUUCCAAUUGAAGUUAAGACUAUAUUAUCAGUGUAUUUUGUGAUUUGCCAGCCACUUUUUAACCCUAUUGUGUAUGGAGUCAGGAUGUCUAAACUUAGACAGGCUUGUAGAAAUAUAAUACCUGUAUAUCUGCACCCGAAACCUUAA